AUGCGACCCAUUGUUUCCAUAAACGAUGACACUUUGCAGUUUGCAUUGAAAAAGUUGGAACUUUUUGAAAAAAAAAAAAAAAAAAAGUUGGAAAUUCCGCGGCUUCUCGAGCCUUCCAUAGAUAAGAUCAUUAGAUUGGUAGGUUCUCAACAACUCGUCCUUUAUAUACCCACUCACCUCUUCUCACUCGGACACAUUCAACCUUCCUCUGAUUUCCUCCUCCGUCUUUACGCCCUUCUGCGUUCACAUCGUCAAUCAGGGGUUUAUUGUAUUUGUGAUCUUGUUUCGCUGUUUCAGCUUCACUCACAAUUCAAUAUGUCCCGCGGUAACCAGAGAGACCGAGAUCGUGAAAGGGCUCAGUCCAGGUCCGGCAACAAGACCAAGCAGCCCAAAACCGAUGGAUUGACCCCUGAACAACGCCGAGAAAGGGACGCCAAGGCGCUGCAGGAAAAGGCGGCAAAGAAGGCGGCGCAGGCGGCCGGAGGGAACAAAGCGGGAGGAAUCAAUGCCGGCGGCAAGAAGUAGGGAUGUGAAGUUUAGGGUAGAAAGUUGGGUGUAUAUUGUAAGAUGACAAUUAGAUGAUUUGUGAGUGUUUUGAGUUUGGGAUUUUGGUGUUGGGUUUGAGAUGAUCAAUCAGAUCAAGUGUUUGUCUUGUUGGGAUUGGCAUUGAUAUGAUGUGUAUUGUUGUUUUAAAACCUUUCAGCUUUCUACCCAAUGAAUCAGAUUAAUUCAUAACUUGUUUA
Messenger RNA from Rosa rugosa (rugosa rose), 743 nucleotides. RefSeq lists its product as uncharacterized. Lineage: Eukaryota; Viridiplantae; Streptophyta; Magnoliopsida; Rosales; Rosaceae. Bases 1 to 525 code for a protein of 174 amino acids. The transcript has 5 exons. The record is from RefSeq and is a predicted model, not a curated record.